Messenger RNA from Camelina sativa (false flax), 748 nucleotides. RefSeq names its product protein SEED AND ROOT HAIR PROTECTIVE PROTEIN-like. The record is from RefSeq and is a predicted model, not a curated record. Gene Ontology annotation, cellular component: cell periphery. NCBI's taxonomy places the organism in Eukaryota, Viridiplantae, Streptophyta, Magnoliopsida, Brassicales, Brassicaceae.
GAUUUCAUGCAUUGUCAACAACACACAAGUUAUAUAUACAUCUAUUUAUCUAUAUUACAUCUGAAUAUUGUAUACUUAAAAAAUGGCACAAACUUUUUCGUUGUGCUUCGUUCCUUACAUGCUACUUCUCUCGUCUCUUUUCGCUGCCGGAGUAACGACAAUCACCGAGGGGGAACUGCUUUCCUCGAUGAUCGGAGUUCAAGGUCUCAUCUACUGCAAACAAGGAUCUAAGCUUACCCCUCUCCAAGGUGCAGUAGCGAGGGUGACAUGUGAGAGAGCCGAUGAGUACGGUUACGAAGCAGAGGAUGUGACGGUGCUUAGCCAAGCGACGGAUGCGAAGGGUUAUUUCCUGGCGACGCUUUCUUCGUCGGAAGUGAAGGAUUCUUAUAGUAAGAAGGUAAUGAGGAUCAAGGAGUGCAGGGCGUUUCUUGAGCUUUCUCCAUCCGACACGUGUUCUUUUCCAACUGAGAUCAACCGUGGAAUCAGCGGAGCCAUUCUCCAAAAUUAUCGUCUACUAGAAUUCAAGCUUAAGAUGAAGCUCUUCACCGUUGGCCCUUUCGUCUUCUCGCCCGAGGAAACUCACGACAAGUCUAUCCCCAACGGCUACUAAAUAUUAUAUCAAUCCAUCCAUGUUUCCAUUGGCCUAAAUGGGCCGUACGUAAUAGGUGAGCCCGCUAUUAUACCAUGGUUUCAUCCGGGUGUUCAACGUAUCUAUCUAUAAUCUAAGUUUACAAACAUCUUAUAUAUU